Molecule: messenger RNA, 5265 nt
Organism: Gopherus flavomarginatus (Mexican gopher tortoise)
Lineage: Eukaryota; Metazoa; Chordata; Testudines; Testudinidae
Gene: WDR97
Product: WD repeat domain 97
Exons: 30
Coding region: 129-5042 (1637 amino acids)
Molecular function (GO): protein binding
Source: RefSeq, a predicted model, not a curated record
CAAGAGGGACCAUCCUGAGCUCAGCAAUGGGCUACCUCUUGCCACUCAGAGCCCUGUUGGUGGCCAAGUUGCCCCAGGCCUGGCAGAGCCGCCUCGGGGCUGAGGCACUGACGGCCUGACCUGAGGAGAUGCUGCUUCCAGCCACGGCGGAGCAAUGGGAGUCGCAGGACAGUAGCUCAGCGGCCUCAACAGGGACGGUCACCAGUCUCAGCACCAUGCAUCACCAGAGCUCCUUGCUGGAGACGAGGGAGGAGACCCAGCUGACGAGCGCCCGCCGGCUCUGGGCCUUGCUCCAGGGGGGCAUCCGGGCCACUACGGAGAAGAUGAAGAAGGAAGAGCUGAGGCCUGCCCAGCUGACCCACGGCCUCCAGCACCUUCGUCACCUCAGCUUCCUGCAGCCUGUGCGCCACGUUGCCUACAACAGCAGCGCCAGCCACUUGGUGGUCCUGGACGCGGAGAGCCAGCUGCACCUGCACAAGGAGGAUGGCUGGCUCAGCCACAGCACGCAGGCCCCAGAGCCCAUCGUGGGCUUGCUGUACGCCACCCAGGUCAACAAGUAUGUGGCCUGGGACCAGGGCAGCCUGCAGGUGCUGGGCCCAGCCUUCGAGAUGCUCUCCAAGGUGCUUGCCCCGCAUGGCAUCCGUUGCUGCUGCUACAGCCCAGAGCUCAAUCAGGUGGUGACAGCUGGAGCGGGCAGCCUGUCUGUCUGGGCCUUCCGCUAUGGAUUCCGCCAGCUGCAGUGCCAGGCCACCGUGCAGCAGGGCCUGUCCCCUCGCGACACCUUUACCCAGCUGGCCCUGGACACCGGUGUCCCCCAGACAUGCUUUGCUGCCUGCGGCACCGGGGUUGCUGUCUUCAACAUCUCUCAGGGGGAGCUACUUACCUUCCAGAGGGACCUUCACAACAGGGCCAUCACUGACAUCACCUAUUGCGAGGCAGGGGCAUGCGUGGUGACGGCCUCCCGCGACACCACCAUCAAGGUCUGGGACAAGAAGUGGCUGAUCCAGACAAUCUUCGUGGGACACACUGGGCCUGUGACUGCUGUGACCAUCUACCCCCAGGGGCCCCUCAUUCUCUCUGCCUCCCAGGACGGCACCAUUCGCACCUGGAACCUGCAGACCAUUGACCAGGUGGACGAAGUGCAUGUGGCCGAGGUGGUGGAGCAGCUGCAGACGCACCGGGAGGGGGGGUACGUGGUCUCGCUGACCGGCUCCACCAUGGACCUUUGGAAGGUCAACCAGCUCUAUUCCCUGCACACCCGGCUGGGUGCCGCCGUGAUGCGCCUCUGUACCGUUGACCUGAGUGCCAUGGGCAGCUUCCCAGUGCGGGCUGUGUGCGUGUGCCAGGACUCCACCGUGCGGCUCGUGGCUGCGCACACUGGCCGCAUCCUCUCCACGCUGCUGCUGGACAGGCCCUGCCAGGCUGUGGAGGUGGCCUACUGUCUGCCCAAGGAGACCCUGUUUGUGCUGCUGGAGCUGGGCCAGCUCCUGAGGGUGAACACUGCCGUCAACCCCAUGAGUGUCAAGAAGAUGGUGGCGCCCUGGAGUGAGUCGGCACGGCCCUGCUGCCUGCUCCUCUACAGCCACCUCGUGGACCCCGAGAAGGCCUAUGCCCAGUGGCAGGAGAUCGUGGAGCAGAAAGGGGACAAGAAGGCCUGGGCACAGCUCCCGCUAAAGCUGCAGGACAAAAACAGGUACCUCCUAGUGCUGGGGCAGGAGGAUGGCUCGCUCUGCGUACUCCAGUGGUUCACCGGGCGUGUUCAGUACCAGGUGGAGGCUCACGGCUCGGAGCGGGUGACCGCGCUGGCUGCCUACCCCCUCGACACCUGGAUCAUCUCAGCUGGUGGCGAUCGCACGGUGAAAGUCUGGCGCAUCUUCCCCUACAUUGAUGAGUGCCUGACCCUGCUGCUGAGCUUCUCCUGCCAGCAUCCCGUGCUGCACUUGUGCCCGCUGGGCUCCACGCUGGGCGCCGCCAUCCAGGACCCCGAGAGUGCCACCUACAGCAUUGUCCAGUACGACCUGCUGGCCCAGAGCCGCCAGGAGCACGGUCCUGAGGAUGACCCACUGGAUGAGAUCGUGGGCCUGUGCUGCUGUCCCACGCUGAAGGUCUUUGCGUCGGCCAGCAGAGAUGGGUCGGUGAAGGUCUGGAACGCCCAAAACCAGCUACUCAGGCACCUCAAGCUGAACACGAUCCCGGAGAGCCUGGCCUUUGGGAACGAGCGUGGGGACCUGCUGCUGGGUGUGGAGCAGCACCUGCACCGCAUACACCACAGCAAGUACCUGCCCAGGCCGUAUCUCACCAAGCUGCUGUGCAUGAGCCUCCCAGAGCCUGUGCAGGACUUGCCUUUCCCCCUGAGCGACGGCUCCCUGCGGCCCCUCGGCCAGGACGCCAGACAGCGGUUACUGCUGGAGCCUCCUUCCCUCGCUGUCAAGCUGUGCGUGCCGCUGCUCCGCUGGAAGCCCAAGAAGGAUCAGCACCUGUCUUGGGCGCGCCGGGAGAAGGAGGAGGCCUGUGCCCAGCUGGCUGCGAGGGACCAGGAUCUGCUCCUCAUUCAGCAGGGGAAGCUCUCCGCUGCCAGGAAGCCCAAGCUGAACAAGAAACUACGGGACGAGGCCUUUGAACGUUACAUGCAUCUCGUCUACAGGCAGCCACCGAAGAUCCAGAUCCCCCACAACGAUUCCUUUGAUGCAGACAUGGUUCUGGAGGCCUGUCUCCUUGGCCCACUGGUACCGAACCUCUACGGCCCGGCUGCUUCUCACAUGUUCCUAGGGGCAUUCCCCGACGGUGCCGAGGAGAACGCAGAACGUCCGAUGCUCGAGGCUCCCGUGGCAGAUGGGGUUUGCCAAGAGGACGCCCUGGAGCCUCGCGCAGGCCGGGACUCACGUUCAGCGCUUCCAGCCCCCAGUGCUUCUAAAGGGCUGGAAGACUCCCUGCGCCGCUCCUCGCUGGCAAGGAUCCGGAGUCAGAUAUCCCAGGCUCCCGUGGCAGAUGGGGUUUGCCGAGAGGAUGCCCUGGAGCCUCGUGCAGGCCAGGGCUCACGUUUAGCACUUCCAACCCCCAGUGCUUCUAAAGGGCUGGAAGACUCCCUGUGCCGCUCCUCUCUGGCAAGGAUCCAGAGUCAGAUAUCCCAGGAAGCACCAGGCACUGGCCACUGCACCUGCUGGGCUAGAUGGACCAUAGGUCUGACCUGGUGUGAGGCAGUGGGAAUGUUGUGCUGUGCUCCCGUGGCAGAUGGGGUUUGCCAAGAGGACGCCCUGGAGCCUCGCGCAGGCCGGGGCUCACGUUCAGCGCUUCCAGCCCCCAGUGCUUCUAAAGGGCUGGAAGACUCCCUGCGCCGCUCCUCGCUGGCAAGGAUCCGGAGUCAGAUAUCCCAGGCUCGCCAGGAGGCCAUGGCAGCCAGUGAGAGCCACCACAGCCAGUCGCCUUCACUGCAGAUCACCAGAGUCAAUGGCCAUGGCCCCUCCAUGUCUCAGGUCAGCAGUCAGAUGUCCAAGAGCUCGUCCCAUCUCCACGUCCGCAGGCUGUCAUCCGGCUUCCUGCCCAAUUCGGUGUUGGUGCAGCAGUUCCGGAGCCAGGAUGACAUCGAGUCUGCGAGGGAAUCACUGCUGGCCACAUGGCUGGAAGUGCAGCAGGGUCAGGCCGGGAGGACAGGCCCCGAGUGCGGCGAGGAGCUGCAUGGCGCCGAGGAGGAAGAGGACGAGGCGGCCAGGACAGCAGCAAUUCUAGAGAAGAUAUCCAGCCUUUCCCUGCCUGGCCCCAAGUGGAAGGAGGAGUCUCUGACAAGCGGUCCUGAAAGCGCAGGAGCCUCUAGGCCACAGCCUGUGCCGCUGUGCACGCCUGUUACCGAGCCAGCGUCCCCGGAGCCUGCCUGGACCUCGAGAGUGACGAGUUUUUUCCUGACGCAGCCAUAUGAGUUUGAGCAGCCCCAGGCCUCUCCCUCAGGAGGCGAGAUCCCAUCCUUCGUCCUCCAGUUCGAGGACACAGAAUGGUUCAGGCAGAUCUACCCCGUCCUCAGCUCAAUGGAUUCCCUGCAGGGACUGAGCAUGAGCAGAUUUGUGCGGCAGCUCCUGGAGGCACUGCUCACCGUGGAUGACGGUGCAAAGGCGGACAUAGUCCAAGCCAUCCUAACGCUGCACGAGCAGGUCGGGGUGGAGAACGGCCGUGAGGUCUGCAAGGCCCUGCUCCUCAUCCUGAACCAGAGCGACCCGCCUAAACUGGAGGAAAAGACUCAGAAAAAGUUUGUCCUGACCUCCCUGAAUGCCCUCAUGGCCUUCUGCAGAGACAGCAAGGAGCUGCUGCUGGAGCUUAUGGCAUACUUCUUGUACAGUCCCGUCUCCAGCAGGGGGUCCAUUAAGGCUCUUUUCAUAGAGCUGGGCCUGGAGGAUCCACACAACUAUUUCUACCAGGAGAUGGACUCUUGGGACCAUUCCAGGAAGAAGCCUGUCACCAAGGCAGCGCUGAGGAGAAUCUGCGCACAGUGGCUUGAAGGAGUGAUGCAGGAUUUCCAGGAUCACAGGAGCAGCACGUUGGAGCUGUUCCAGGCACGGGCGGGGAAAAGGCACUUCCCUGGCAGCAGCCCAAAGGCUAAGAAAGCUGCAGAGAGGAGCAAGGUUUUUCCAUCUGCUGGCAGCCCAGAGCCGCCAGUGGGGCCAAUAAACGCAAUAAACCAUUUCUGUAAAGUGCAAAUGAAGAGGGAUUUGGAGGAUCUGAAACAGCCAAAAUCUGCUGGAGCUCAGGAAACCAAGAACACAGUGAUAGCCUUGCCUUCCAUUGGGAGGAGCCAGGCCAUCUUGCGGCUCGGAGAGACCAACACUAUGGCGCGAAGGAGACCACCCCAACGUUUCUACCUUCCGCGCAUUUUUCCACUCCCUUUGUUGACGGGAUUUGUACAUGCUAUUAAAUUGCCAAUGCCAAGAAUCAACGUGAACCCAUUUCCACCUGAUUCUGACAUGCCAGCUUCACAAAAUACAUUCAUCUCCAUGCAUCAGAAAGUCCAGAAAUAUUUCAUCCCAAAGUUCUCACUUGCAGAUAGCUAUCCCUGAAGACAUGGCUAGCCAAGAUGGCUUUGCAUCGACCGGACUCCUAGACUUGAUAAUUAGCAGAGGCCACUGAAUACAGAAUGUUAACAGGCUCUUCUAGGUCUGGCUAUAAGGAAACUAAAUAAACUAUAGUCUAUAUAUAUGGUAAAGAUGGGAGGUCCAGCUGAGUUAUACACCAUCUGGGUGGAGCAAGCCCCGCAAAACAAAACGCACCGGGGAAAUAAUA